UUCCGGCGCGGCGGCGACAGCGCGCCCCCGGUGGAUCGGCGGCGGGGCGAGGGGGACCGCUCGGGCGGGCUGGCGGUGGGGCGAGUGGCGGGCGGCCUGCCCCCGGCCCGCCCGCCCUGGUGACCUUCAGGGACCGGGCGGCGGGCGCAGGCCCCAGGCCCGGGCGAAGGCGGCGGCGGCGGCGAGAUGUUCGUGCAGGAGGAGAAGAUCUUUGCGGGCAAGGUGCUGCGGCUGCACGUCUGCGCGUCCGAUGGCGCCGAGUGGCUGGAGGAGGCGACCGAGGACACCUCGGUGGAGAAGCUCAAGGAGCGCUGCCUCAAGCACUGUGCGCCUGGGAGCUUAGAAGACCCCAAAAAUGUGACCCAUCACAAAUUAAUACACGCUGCGUCUGAGAGGGUGCUGAGUGACGCCAAGACCCUCCUGGAGGAGCACGUCCAGGACGAGGAUGUGAUACUGUUGAUCCGAAAGCGCGCUCCAGCCCCCCUCCCAAAGAUGGCCGAAGUCUCUGCAGAAGAACAGAAGAAACAAGAGCAGAAAGCCCCGGACAGAGACGCUAUCUUCCGAGCCACCGCCAGCCUGCCCUCCCACAACAUGGACCGGGCCGUGGUGCAGACCAGCGCGAGGGACUUCCAGACGGAGCUCCGGAAAAUCCUGGUGUCUCUCAUCGAGGUGGCUCAGAAGUUGCUGGCGCUGAACCCGGAUGCCGUGGAGUUAUUUAGGAAGGCAAACGCCAUGCUGGACGAGGAUGAGGACGAGCGCGUGGAUGAGGCAGCCCUGCGGCAGCUCACGGAGAUGGGCUUCCCGGAGACCAGGGCGGCCAAGGCCCUGCGGCUGAACCACAUGUCGGUGCCCCAGGCCAUGGAGUGGCUCAUCGAGCACGCGGAUGACCCCACCAUCGACACUCCACUCCCAGGCCCAUCCUCGCAGGGAGAGGCGGGCGCCGAGGCCGCCCCUGCCGCCGGGACCAGUGAGGAGGAGGAGGAGGCCAGAGAUGAGCUGACGGAGAUCUUCAAGAAGAUCCGGAGGAAAAGGGAGUUUCGUGCGGAUGCCCGGGCUGUCAUUUCCCUGAUGGAGAUGGGCUUCGACGAGAAGGAAGUGAUUGACGCCCUCAGAGUGAGCAACAACCAGCAGAACGCUGCCUGCGAAUGGCUGCUGGGCGACCGCAGGCCCUCUCCUGAGGAGCUGGACAAGGGCAUCGACCCCGAGAGCCCCCUGUUUCAGGCCAUCCUGGACAACCCCGUGGUGCAGCUGGGCCUGACCAACCCGAAGACCUUACUAGGGCUCUGGUGGCUGGGACCCGGGUGUGACAGCCUCCUGUGCGGUGACUCCAUUCCAGCUCUGAGAAACCAGCUCCAGCAGGUGAUCCGGUUGGGAGAGCGUAGACAGCACCCAGCAGGUCAGGGCCGUGCCCAGAAGAGGCUUCGUUAGCUGGUGGCUCUUAGUCUCUCAUUUGAAGACAUGCUCGAGAACCCGCUGAACAGCACCCAGUGGAUGAAUGACCCUGAGACGGGCCCGGUCAUGCUGCAGAUCUCCAGAAUCUUCCAGACCCUGAACCGCACAUAGGCCAUGCACUGCAGCCGCCAGGCCCGGAGGGCCUCUUCUUCCCAGCCCGGGGGGUGGGAGAGCGUGCAGACCCCGGGUGCCCCGGGCUGCGGGCGGGGAGCAGGUGGGCUGGAGGGGACCCUCCCCUGGGUGUCGGGCGCCAGGGCCGCACUCCCGCUGGGAUCUUCCUGUGAAAAACCUCGGGCGGCAGGGUGCUCGGUCGGCCUCCAGCCUCUGACAGUGUUUACAGGCAAGGCCGCCACCCUGGGAAGGGGUCGCCUCCGUCCAGCGUCCCCUGGGCUCUUGAACCGCUACUUGAAUUAACCACAGGGGCUGCUUGUAGAGUCCACUUGUUAUUUGAAACAAGGCAUGUUUCAAUCCAAAGUGUUAUCGUCAAAGGUACUAACUUGAGUAGAAGCAUUCACAGAUGACUUCUCUUUAAUAAAUAAAUUCCCCUUUUCCAA
Messenger RNA from Bubalus bubalis (water buffalo), 2006 nucleotides. It is a transcript of the gene UBAC1, whose product is annotated as UBA domain containing 1. The record is from RefSeq and is a predicted model, not a curated record. Gene Ontology annotation, molecular function: protein binding. NCBI's taxonomy places the organism in Eukaryota, Metazoa, Chordata, Mammalia, Artiodactyla, Bovidae. Bases 187 to 1428 code for a protein of 413 amino acids. The transcript has 12 exons.